GGAAAACUGACAGAUUUUCCCGCGUACGAUCUUGCCUAUAUGAACAAUUUACACAACUAUAUAACAAAAGAUUAGUUUAAUGCAGUAUCAGAAUGAGUUUAAUACGCUCCAUUGUAGAACGUGAAAAAGGAUAUGCAUCUAUACGAGAUUAUGAUAUUGCCCUAUACCGUUUGAAAUCUUAUCAGGAAGAUGUCUAUCGUGGUAUAACACCAAACACACAUGCACUUGAUUUUAAUCCAGAACCACCAGUCUUUGCUUGUCGAUUUUGUACUACAGAAGGUUAUGAGCAAAUAAUUGCUUUAGCAAAUGAAGAUGGUAAAAUUGCGCUUCAAAAUACAAGUAUUAAAAAAACAUCCAACCAACCAUUAGAAGGAACUCAGGCACACUGCAACGCAAUAUUUGAUGUUGCUUGGAUGCCUGGUGAAUUAAAAUUAGUUACAGCAUCUGGUGAUCACACUGCUAGAUUAUGGGAUGUAUCUGGUUCUGAAAUAAAACAAAUUGAUUAUUUUCAUGCUCAUACAAGAAGUAUUAAAACUGUUGUAUUUCGUUAUCAUGACAAAGCUGUGUUUGCAACUGGAGCUAGAGACGGUUCAAUUAUGGUAUGGGAUAUCAGAGCCAACCAUUACGAACAUCGUAAACCGGAUAAUUGUAUUUCAAAUGCACAUAAUGUUGGAACCAUAGGUAAUGUGCGACAACGUAGAGUACUUAGUCGUGCAUCCAGAGCACAAAGUAUUACUGGUUUGGCAUUUCAAGACGAUGUUACUUUAUUGUCGUGCGCAGCCGGCGAUGGUUUAAUAAAAGUGUGGGAUUUGCGUAAAAAUUAUACCGUAUACAAAAAGGAUCCUGUAGCUAAAUAUACUAUGAAUUAUACUGGACAUAGUACAAGAAAUGGAUUUUCAUCGUUAUUAAUAUGCCCAGCUGGAAUUACAUUAUAUGCAAGCUGUAUGGAUAAUAUUAUAUACGCAUAUAAUAUAUCAUCUUAUAAUCCUAUGCCCAUUGCAGAAUUUUAUGGGCAUCAAAAUUGUUCAUAUUAUGUUAAGACUUGUUUAAGUCCUGAUGGACUUUAUUUGGCUAGUGGUUCCAGUGAUGAACUGGCAUAUAUUUGGCGUACAAAUAUGCCAGGACCACCGAUAGUCCAACUUUCUGGACAUUCAGAAGAAGUUACUUGCAUCGCGUGGUGCAGUGUCGGCGAAACUAAAAUAGUAACGUGUUCUGAUGAUUCGUGCCAUAGAAUUUGGAGAGUUGGUCGCGAACAUAAAAUAGAGAAUGAGGAAGUUCAGAUACGUGGUCACGCAGAAGUUGUUGUUAACAAAAACCCUUUAGAAAAUUUGAAAUUAGAAACUACACCAACCGUUACACGACGUUGGGUCGUAUCUCAGGAACGUACUCCAGGAUCUGAUACUACACCGAAUGCUGCAUUAGAACAUGGCUCAUUGGAUGUUUAUAACCACUCUGAAGAUAAACAAAGUCAAUGUAAUUCUAGUAAUUCGGUGAAAAGAAGUUAUUGUCAUAUGAUGAUGGGAUCAUGGUCCGAUGGGAAAUUUAAAUCUAUUUUGUCACCUAUACAAGAAAAUCAUGAAUUUAUUGCGAAACGGGCUCAUUUAGAAAAUCGUGGCGCACGAAGAUUAUUUAGCCCAAGUAGUGAUAAUAAUUCAUUGUUGAAUAAAGGUUAUGAAUCAGAUGAACCAAGCAUAAGUUCAAGCAGUACAGAAAAUAAAAAUAGUGUGAUUCUCUUUUCUCCUACAUUAAACCUACCGAAUUUUGUAAUUGAUGGCACAGCUCCACAUCUACUUCAAUUAUCUCCGGAAAAAUACAAAGAAAAUGUUGAUUGGUUAACAAGAAUACGAAGAGAGAAGUAUGACCAAAAAGGAAGCAAAUCAGUCUCAGAAAAACUGUGUAGCCCUGUUUCGCAUGUAACGCCCGCUAGAAGAAAUAGUAGAUCACGAUCAACAGAACCACAGAAGGUAUCUAAAACUCCCAAAAGUUCAGCUCCCUCUUUAUUAGACUUUUUUAAAUUUACCGGAAAAGAUUGUGAAACAAGUGCGUGUUGUGAUGAUGUUAAUGUAAUGUCUUCUACAAAAUCUUGUAUUUAGUGAAGAAGAUUGCU
Molecule: messenger RNA, 2107 nt
Organism: Colletes gigas
Lineage: Eukaryota; Metazoa; Arthropoda; Insecta; Hymenoptera; Colletidae
Gene: l(2)dtl
Product: protein lethal(2)denticleless
Exons: 8
Coding region: 93-2093 (666 amino acids)
Biological process (GO): proteasome-mediated ubiquitin-dependent protein catabolic process; mitotic G2 DNA damage checkpoint signaling
Cellular component (GO): nucleus
Molecular function (GO): protein-macromolecule adaptor activity; protein binding
Source: RefSeq, a predicted model, not a curated record